AUCACAACAACAGCUCCCACUUGUUGAGAGUCGGAGGCCAACAGCUGGAGUGUGGAGCUUUCCUCUGACACCAGCCAUGAGGUGGGCUCUGCUCCACGUGUCGCUGCCUUUCCUCUUCUGUGUGAUGGUGGCCAACACCAGCUUGUUUGACGGAGCGGCGGUGGACUUGUCCUACGAUCACUACGCGGAGCGACGGGUGGAGUAUCUGCCGCUCUUCCUGGCCAUGCCCUGUAACUGUGCGGUGAACGUGCUUUACAUCCUCAUGGGUGUGUUCUGGCUGAGGAGCCGAGCAGGGGAGGGGGAGCAGAGCCGCUACCUGAGACGAGUGUUCGCCCUCAUGGCCAUCCUGUACGCGCCUGUGCAGUGGACGCGCUUGGCGCUGCUGCGGCGCGCCCCCGCCGUGCUGGACCAGUGGUUCACGCUCCCGAUCUUCGCGUGGGUUCCGGUGUGGAUCAGCUUCAUCGAGCGCGGCCCCGCCAAGUGGCGCGCGUCUCACGCGGCCGCGGCGGAAGCGUGCUCGCUCCUCAGCUACGGCCUGGCGCUGGUGCACGAGCGCGGCUUCGACGUCGCGCUGUGCUGUCACGUGGCCGUCGCCGUGUUCCGGGGAGUGCGCGUGCAGCGGACUCACGGGAACGGCCGGACGCGCGCGUACCUGCUCCUGGCGAUGCUGUCGUGCGCGGGCUUCGUGCUGCUGAAGCUGCUGGACCACUGGCUGGCCCGGUACCGGCUGCUCCAGCGCUUCACCGGACACUUCUGGUCCAAGGUGUGCGACGUGCUGCAGUUCCACUUCAGCUUCUGUUUCCUGAGCACGCUGACGCACAGGGCGCGGGAGAAGAGCGCAGCGCGCCGCCGCUGACACCACCGAGCCGAGAACCACCGAGCCUCAUUGUCCGGCCCCCCAGCAACCGUUUCUAUGAGCAUCAAUCCAUUCGAUCAAUCUAUCUAUCUAUCUAUCUAUCUAUCUAUCUAUCUAUCUAUCUAUCUAUCUAUCUAUCUAUCUAUCUAU
Messenger RNA from Limanda limanda (common dab), 1006 nucleotides. RefSeq names its product transmembrane protein 187 (gene tmem187). Bases 77 to 856 code for a protein of 259 amino acids. The record is from RefSeq and is a predicted model, not a curated record. NCBI's taxonomy places the organism in Eukaryota, Metazoa, Chordata, Actinopteri, Pleuronectiformes, Pleuronectidae. Gene Ontology annotation, cellular component: transport vesicle. The transcript has a single exon.